AUGUCCAACGAGCAAAACCCCGGACUCCUCGGUGGCGUCGGCGAUACCUUGGGAAAGACAAUCGGCGGCGUGACAAACACGCUGGGCAGCACAGUUGGCGGCCUCGGCUCAACUGUAGGCAACGCAAUAUCAGGGCUUGGACAGACCGUCUCGGGCGCGACGGAGGGUGUCAGUAAUACGACAAAGAGCGCAGGACAGGGCGUACAGAGUGGUGUUUCUAGUCUUGGAGGACGGAAGCAGACUGGGGAUAACCCGCUUGGGUUAAAUAAAUAG
This is a messenger RNA of Penicillium hordei, 273 nucleotides long. RefSeq lists its product as uncharacterized. The record is from RefSeq and is a predicted model, not a curated record. Bases 1 to 273 code for a protein of 90 amino acids. Lineage: Eukaryota; Fungi; Ascomycota; Eurotiomycetes; Eurotiales; Aspergillaceae. The transcript is spliced from 2 exons.